GUCUCCAUCACAUAACUCCGCCCACUUCUUUCUUGACCUUUCCACUUGAGUGUUGGUGGACUUCAUUUGUCCUCACCUUGGACAUUAUUUGUGAAAUAAAACACUGAUGUCUUAGUAACUGGACACCUGUAUAUAAUGUGGGCAAGGCAUUUGUCCCCUUAGGCCACGCCCUUCAUCAUUUACACAAAAUACAUAGAUUGUUGCCAAAGACCUAAACAGUACAAAUCGGACCGAUGACGUCAUUAUUGUGUCGGACUGUUAAGAUAAAGGAGGUGACAGGUGGUUGCUGCAGAGCUCCUCAUUCACGACAACAGUCAGCUGGACGCCCCCUCUCCUCCCUCCAUUGGGAGCGCGCCGUGAGAGCCUGACGGAGCGCGGAAUCUCCCGCCAUUCCCUCACUGCUCCUUCGUCGCCAGCGUGCACGUCUCCUUUUCUCGCGCUCACACGCACUGACCCGCAAUGUGGGCGAGCGUGCGGCAGCCGCAGCACCCUGGCGCACACUCGCGCAGCAGUGCCCUCCGCUGAGCGCAGAACCCGCGAACAUUUGGCGGUUUUUUUUGUUUUUUUCCCUUUCUUGCUUUUUACUUGUCAAAUUGAUAAGGAUGAAGUGGCGCCAAGUAUCCUGAGUGGUUUGGACUCCGCAGCUGGUUCAGGGGGUUGGGGGGUUUGGGGUCCAGUCAUGGGCAGCCCGGAACCCACGCCCCUCAGCUUCAUGUGGCUCGUGCACACGUGCGUGCAGCUGGCACGCUGCCAGGAGUUCUUGGCGCCACAUUCCAUCCGCGUGGAGGGUGAUGUCACGCUCGGGGGGCUGUUCCCCGUGCACGCCAAGGGGGUGCCCGGCGGUCCCCCCUGCGGGGACCUGAAGAAGGAGACCGGCAUCCAGCGCCUGGAGGCCAUGAUGUACGCGCUCGACGUCAUAAACGGCGACGAGCGCCUGCUGCCCAACAUCACGCUGGGCGCGCGCGUGCUCGACACAUGCUCGCGGGACACGCACGCGCUCGAGCAGUCCCUGACGUUCGUGCAAGCGCUCGUGCAGACGGACACGUCGGACGUGCGCUGCACCGACGGGGACGCGCCCGUGUUCGUGGAGGCGGAGAAGGUGGCGGGCGUGGUGGGCGCGUCCGCCAGCGCCGUGUCCAUCAUGGUGGCCAACAUUCUGCGGCUCUUCCAGAUUCCACAGAUUAGCUACGCGUCGACGGCUUCUGAGCUGAGCGACGAGCGGCGUUACGACUUCUUCUCUCGCGUGGUUCCCCCCGACGGCUUUCAAGCUCAGGCCAUGCUGGACAUUCUCAAGGCGCUCGGAUGGACGUACGUGUCCACGGUGGCGUCGGAGGGCAGCUACGGCGAAAGGGGCGUGGACGCCUUCCUGCAGCUUUCGAGAGACGCAGGUGGAACGUGCGUGGCUCAGUCUGUGAAGAUUCCACACCACCCCACGACAUCCUUCUUUGACAAAGUCAUCCGCCUCCUGCUGGACACGCCCGCCGCCCGUGCCGUCAUCCUCUUCGCUUCUGAUGAUGACAUCAGAGGCGUCCUGAGUGCCAGCAAGCGGGCGCAGCAGGUGGAUCACUUCCUGUGGAUCGGCUCCGACAGCUGGGGCGCUAAUAAUGCUCCCGUCCAUCAGCUGGAAGACACCGCCGCCGGCGCCAUCACCAUCUUGCCCAAAAGAGCCACUAUCAAAGGCUUUGACGCAUACUUCAUGUCACGCACGUUGGAGAACAACCGCAGAAACGUUUGGUUUGCUGAGUUCUGGGAGGAGAACUUCCACUGUCAGCUGACCAACACGCCCACACAACGGCACGCCGCCAGGAAGUGCACGGGUCAGGAGCGGAUCGGCAUGGACUCCAGGUACGAGCAGGAGGCCAAAGUGCAGUUUGUGAUGGAUGCCGUGUACGCCAUGGCCUACGCGCUGCACAACAUGCAUGCUGACCUUUGCCCCCCGAACUCCGCCAUCUGUCCCAAUAUGGAGAUGGCUGGCGGCAAGAAGCUGCUUAAGUACAUCCGCGCUGUCAAAUUCAACGGAAGUGCAGGUACUUCAGUCACAUUCAAUCAUAACGGCGACGCCCCGGGACACUACGACAUCUUCCAGUACCAGUGGAACGACGUCAACGGGCCAGGAUACCGUGUCAUAGGACAGUGGACAGAAACUCUGCAGCUCAACGUGGAGGACAUGCGAUGGGGGCGCGGCAAACAGGAUGUUCCUUCGUCUGUGUGCAGCCUUCCGUGUCGGGUGGGCGAGAGGAAGAAGGCGGCGAAGGGCGUGGCCUGCUGCUGGCACUGCGAGCGCUGCGACGGUUACCAGUAUCGACACGACGAGUUCACAUGCAAGCUGUGCGCCUUCAACAUGCGACCCGACGCUAACCGCACUUCCUGUCAGCCCAUCCCUGUCAUCCACUUGGAAUGGGGCUCCCCGUGGGCGCUCGUGCCCGUCUUCCUCGCCAUCCUGGGCAUCGCUGCCACGCUGGCUGUCACGGCCGCCUACUUGCGUUACAACCACACGGCCGUGGUUCGUGCGUCCGGCCGCGAGCUGAGCUACAUGCUCCUGACGGGGAUAUUCCUGUCCUACGUUGUUACUUUCCCAAUGAUCGCCAAGCCGGACGCGGGUGUGUGCUCGCUCAGGCGCAUAUUUUUGGGGCUGGGAAUGUGCAUCAGCUACGCCGUCAUGCUCGCCAAAACACACCGCAUCCACGCUAUCUCCGGAAGGAGCAAGGUGUCGGUGGCGACACCCCGCCUCGUCAGUCCCGCUUCCCAGCUCGCCGUGGUCUGCGGCCUCGUCGCCGUCCAGCUGCUGGCCACGCUGCUCUGGAUCGCCGCCGCCCCAUCCCGCGCCCUGGUCGACUACGACCAGCGGAAAAGCGUGGAGCCGGGUUUGGCGCGUGGCGUGUUGAAGUGUGACAUGGGCGACCUGCAGACCAUCUGCACGCUGGGCUACGCCAUCCUGCUGAUGGUUGUGUGCGCGGCCUACUCCAUCAAGACGCGCCGCCUGCAUGACGCCGUCCACGAAGCCAAAGCCAUCAGCUUCACUGUCUACACCACUUGCAUCGUCUGGCUCGCCUUCAUUCCUAUUUUCUUCGGAACGCCGCGAUCUGCCCACAAGCUUCACAUCCAGACAACUGCUCUGACCAUCUCCAUGAGCCUCAGCGCCUCGGUGGCGUUGGGAAUGCUCUUUCUUCCCAAGGUGUACGUCAUCAUCUUCCACCCGGAACUCAACGUAACCCAGAGGAGGCGGUCCUUUAAGGCGGUGGUGACGGCGGCCGCCGCAACUUCAAGAUUGGCUCACAAGGUCAGCGAGCGACCCAACGGCGAGGCCAAGACUCAACUGUGCCACAACGUGGACGCCAGCAGUGAGUCACGCCCUCUUAAGUGUACGCUUCAUACACAUGGAGUGUCCAAACUUUCUCCGACACGGCCACGUACAGAAAAAUGUAAAGAUGCAAUGAACCACUUCGAUACAUUUUGUAAAUUAAGGAUGCUCAAAGUAAUCCAAUACAGUGGAUGAAAACCCUGCUAAAUUAUCUGAACAAAUUAUCCACAUUUUAGCUUUGACUUAGACAAAUUAGUUUCAUAUAUAAUAAUAAUAAUAACUUUGUUUUAUUUUUUACAAUAUGUCGAGAGACAAUAGAAAUCAAGCUUUUGGCAGAAAAUAGCCCCCGGACCACACUUGGGACAACCGGGUCCAAGUUAGCUACUAGCUCUUUAAUGUUAGCAAUGGCGCUCAAACGUGAGUAUGUAAAUGGUUGGCUUCAUGCAAACAAUGCGUGUCAAUCAUUUAUAUUUACACAUUUUUUCAUCGAUGAUAUGUUCAAGUGUAUAAUAGAAAUUAGUUUACAUUUUUGUCAUUAGUGAUGCGUUCAAGUGUAUGAAAAAAUAAAUGAGUUUACAUGUUAUGUAAUCGGUGAUGCGUUCUUGUCUAUAAAAUAAAUUAGUUUGCGUGUUUUGUCGUAAUAGAUGCGUUCAA
This is a messenger RNA of Entelurus aequoreus (snake pipefish), 3955 nucleotides long. It is a transcript of the gene grm7, whose product is annotated as glutamate metabotropic receptor 7. Gene Ontology annotation, cellular component: membrane. The transcript is spliced from 9 exons. The record is from RefSeq and is a predicted model, not a curated record. NCBI's taxonomy places the organism in Eukaryota, Metazoa, Chordata, Actinopteri, Syngnathiformes, Syngnathidae. Gene Ontology annotation, biological process: regulation of synaptic transmission, glutamatergic; G protein-coupled glutamate receptor signaling pathway. Gene Ontology annotation, molecular function: group III metabotropic glutamate receptor activity. Bases 680 to 3496 code for a protein of 938 amino acids.